This is a messenger RNA of Daphnia pulicaria, 690 nucleotides long. RefSeq names its product dnaJ homolog subfamily B member 9-like. The transcript is spliced from 4 exons. Lineage: Eukaryota; Metazoa; Arthropoda; Branchiopoda; Diplostraca; Daphniidae. Bases 41 to 655 code for a protein of 204 amino acids. The record is from RefSeq and is a predicted model, not a curated record. Gene Ontology annotation, molecular function: protein-folding chaperone binding; misfolded protein binding. Gene Ontology annotation, cellular component: endoplasmic reticulum.
GCGCAAUAAAGGGGAGGAGCAUCUUCAAUCUUCUAGACGAAUGAACACAUUCCAACUCAUAAAUAAAAAAACAUUUAAAAAAUACGUAGUCAAUUUCGACUAUAAGAACUUUCGAGCUAUCGGUGGCAGCAAUUACUACGAUAUUCUAGGAGUUGAUACCAAGGCAACAGAACGGGAAAUCAAGAAAGCUUUUCGCAAACUUGCCCUGAAAUAUCACCCUGACAAAAAUCCAGCAUUUGAAGAAAAGUUUAGAGAUAUUGCUGAAGCUUAUGAAAUACUCUCCAACCCCAAGAAAAGGAAACAAUAUGAUGAUUUUGGUGCAGAGGGCACAAGAAACAAUGGGAAUCAACAUUCAAAGUUUGCUUACAACUUCAAUUUCGAUGAUUUUAUGAUGCAGUUUGAUCAGCAUUUUGGAGACUUCCAUCACAAGUUUCAUUCUCCCACCAACAAAAAGCAUCAAAAGAAAGCAGACUCAAUGUUCAAUUUUGGCAACAUUUUUAAUGAUGAUGAUGAUAUGUUUGGUGGAAUGGAUAUGCAAUUUGAUAAUAUGGAUUCAAUGUUUGGUUUCACAGAUGAUUUACAUCAGGGGACAGGAUGUAAAACAGUUACUCAAAAGAUCGGAAAUGUUGUUACUACCUAUACGCAAUGCUCAUAAAUUUUGUUAUAAAUAAAUUUACGUUGUUAUCCGUU